Molecule: messenger RNA, 559 nt
Organism: Euleptes europaea (tarantolino)
Lineage: Eukaryota; Metazoa; Chordata; Lepidosauria; Squamata; Sphaerodactylidae
Gene: SREK1IP1
Product: SREK1 interacting protein 1
Exons: 6
Coding region: 14-481 (155 amino acids)
Molecular function (GO): zinc ion binding; nucleic acid binding
Source: RefSeq, a predicted model, not a curated record
GUUUGGGGGCUUUAUGGCGCUGCCAGGAGGAAAUAAAGACAACAUUAGGGCAGGAUGCAAAAAAUGUGGCUAUCCGGGCCACCUUACAUUUGAAUGCCGAAACUUUCUCCGGGUGGACCCAAAAAGAGAUAUUGUUUUAGAUGUCAGCAGUACGAGCAGCGAGGAGAGCGAAGAGGAGGAGCUGAGUAAGCUGCAGGCGGCACCGGAGAAGAAAAGUAUUGCUGAGGAAGAAGAUAAGAAAAGAGCUAAGAAGAAAAGCAAGGAGAAAUCAAAACUGAAGAAAGGAAGGAAGAGAUCUUAUUCAUCAAGUACCACAGAAGAGGAUGAGACCAAGUCAAAAAAACAGAAAUACCAUAAAAAGGAAAAGAAGGAGAAAAAGAGUAAAUCCAAGAAAAGAAAACAUCACAAAAAGGAGAAGAAAAAGAGAAAGAAGAGAAGAGACUCCUCUUCUGAUAGUUCAGACUCUUCUAGCAGUGACUGAGAAGCAAAGCCAGGCUGAUUUUUAGUUUUGUUGUGAUUACGGGUUGGAUCCAUUUGAAGAGUUGGCAAAAUGAGUUGA